This is a messenger RNA of Spirodela intermedia, 1333 nucleotides long. The record is from the annotation of a GenBank genome assembly. Lineage: Eukaryota; Viridiplantae; Streptophyta; Magnoliopsida; Alismatales; Araceae.
AUGGCGGCGCCACCGGGUGGCGUAGUCCCGCCGGGGUUUCGAUUCCACCCCACCGACGAGGAACUCCUCCACUUCUACCUGAGGAAGAAGGUCGGGAUGGAGAAGUUCGAGCUUGACGUGAUCAGGGAGGUGGAUGUGAACAAGAUCGAGCCAUGGGAGCUGCAAGGUGAGGUAUCGAACCCAGCACGCCUUAAUUCUCUCUGCAUCUCUCGUGGGAUGUCUUGGGGAAUCGCAUCCAGCCAACCGUGGAUUGUGUUCUUGGGUUUUUCAAGAAAGAUGGUUGUUUGUUUUCAAACGGGCAACUUCUCUUUGUUCAAGCAUAACUUUGGAGGACAUUUCCAGAAGUUUUUCCAUAGGAAUGAUAUUUCUGCGUAUUUAAAACUUUUAAAAGGACGAAAGAUUGAGCCCGGUGGGUUCCAUGACUUUCUUCAUGAAGGAUUUCUCAACUCUAAGGUUGAAGUCAUCGAAAAUCCAGCUUGAAUUUAUGGGUCUUAGCUAUUCGUUUCUGAUUUCCCCCCCUCUCCCUCCUUUUUUUUUUCGUUGAAUCAAGGUUUUCCCAUCUCUAUGAUAUCAUAUGAGAAUGAAAAUACCUCAUCGUCUGAUCCUGAGGAGCGGAUAAUCUGCACAAGGACUUCCUAGGAACCCGCGGUUGACGCCUCUCUCUCUCUCUCUCUCUCUCUCUCUCUCUCUAAACAUAGAGAGGUGCACGAUCGGGUCAGGGCCCCAGAGGGAGUGGUACUUCUUCAGCCACCGCGGUCGCAAGUACCCGACGGGCUCGAGGAUGAACAGGGCGACGGGCUCGGGAUUCUGGAAGGCCACAGGGAGGGACAAGUGCAUCAGGAGGAGCGCCGCCGAGAAGCUCGGCAUGCGCAAGACACUCGUCUUUUACAGCGGCCGCGCCCCCUGCGCCCAGAAGACCGACUGGAUCAUGCACGAGUACCGCCUCCACGGCGUCAGCUGUGAAGAAGAAGACUGGGUCGUCUGCCGAGUCUUCAUGAAGGACUGCUUCAAAGUCGACAGAGACGAGAGCCCCCGUCACCGUGAGGGCCCCGUGGACCAGCCUCCCCAGUGCAUUCAGUUUCAGUUGCAGGGCCUCCUCUCCGGCGACCAUGGACACGGGGCCAUGCAGCGUAGCGAUGGAGGAGGGGUAGAUCUGAUUUCUGGUGAGUGGCUGCGGUUCGACCCCGAGGUGACUAGUCGCUCUGGUGACCAUGGCAGCGCUGGCGAAUGGAGGUAUCGGCGGGUGGCGCCGCCGCCUCAGACAAGCCUGCUGGGCCAUCACCAAGAAGAGGUGGAGAUAGAUGUGAUUGCACAGCGUUUGGUGUGUGAAUGA